This is a messenger RNA of Rhododendron vialii, 1516 nucleotides long. RefSeq names its product transcription factor PCL1-like. Lineage: Eukaryota; Viridiplantae; Streptophyta; Magnoliopsida; Ericales; Ericaceae. Gene Ontology annotation, cellular component: nucleus. The transcript is spliced from 3 exons. Bases 206 to 1105 code for a protein of 299 amino acids. Gene Ontology annotation, molecular function: DNA-binding transcription factor activity; DNA binding. Gene Ontology annotation, biological process: regulation of DNA-templated transcription. The record is from RefSeq and is a predicted model, not a curated record.
GAAUCAGAUAUUGCACUUUUUACCCCUUCUUUCUUCCUACCAAAAUUCUCCCAACGAGUAUCUCCCAACUCUCAAUUCUCUCUCUCUCUCUCUCUCUCUCUCUCUCUCCAUGAUUAUCUCCAACUUCUGAUCGAAACCGAAUCGGUUAUGAAGAAUUGGAAGGAGAUUGGUUGCGAUCCGUGAAAUUCGAGCUCGAGCUGCAACGAUGGGCGAAGAAGUCAACAUGAGUGAGUACGGCGGCCGAGACGACGACCGAGUCUCGGACUGGGAGCUAGGGUUACCCAGCGCCGACGACCUAACGCCGUUAUCGCACCCUCUCAUCUCGCCGGAGCUGGCAUCGGCGUUCAGCAUAUCGCCGGAGCCUCGCCGGAGCAUGACGGACGUGAACCGCGCGUCGCGGAACACGCUCUCGAGCAUCCGAGGGGAGCUGUCCCCGUCGGACGGCGUUGGUUUCAAGUCGUUCGACGAGGAGAGGGGAAAGGAUAAGGACGGGAUGGUCGUGGAAGGGGAGGAGUCGGAUCCGGAUCCGGAUGUGGCCGCGGACGGGUCGGGUUCGAGGAAGGUGAGGAGGAUUGAUGAAAGCUGUGACGAGGAAAUAGAGAACGCAAACGACGGCGGAUCGGCGAGGACGCAGGUGAAGAGGGCGCGGCUGGUGUGGACGCCGCAGCUGCACAAGCGGUUCGUCGACGUCGUGGCGCAUUUAGGUAUAAAAAGCGCGGUGCCGAAGACGAUUAUGCAGUUGAUGAACGUCGAGGGUUUGACUCGUGAAAACGUGGCGAGUCACCUCCAGAAGUACCGACUCUACUUGAAGAGAAUGCAGGGGUUGUCGAAUGAGGGUCCCUCGCCGUCGGACCCUCUUUUCUCGUCAACCCCUGUGCCUCAGAGCUUACAUGAGGCCAGAGGGAGUGGGCACAUGCCCAUGCCAAUGCCAAUUCAGAUGACUCACCUGCCGCAGAUGAUGCAUAUGCCGGUGAUGGGCAUGGCCCAUGGUUCUUAUCGGGGAUACGAGUCCAGUCCAUAUAAUAUGUUGCAGCAGAGAGAUUGGUCCGGUAGUAGGUUCGGCUCCGUUGCAUCGUAUCAGCAUGUUACUCCGGAUGAUAAAUGACAUUACCUUUGAUGGAUUGGUGUUCGACUCAAAUGCGUUGGAGUUUUGACAUGAUGAAUCUCUACUGGACUACGGGGAUUUCAUUUUGAUUUUUACAGGAUUUUAGGAUUUAGAUUGCUAGAAAUUGGAGCCUAGUAAUUUACUAUUGAAACCUCUUGUUGGCAGCUGGAUUCGGUUUUAUUUCCGAAAUUAAUUGCAGAAAAUCUGUGCUUGCCUUCAAAUAAUUGUGUUGACUUUUUGAACAAAUGCUGGUUUCUCUAGAAGUGUGUUGCCCAAUGCCUUAUCAGUUGUCAAACAUGUUCCCCGCAUUGGUUCUCUGGCCUUAAUUAGGAUCUAUGAAUGAUGUACUCUAAACUUUUGUUUGGUUUGACAAAAGGGGUUUUCACGUAGAUUUUCCAUUUGAAUUUACUA